UAUUUUCCAAAAUCACUUUCAAAAUUAAAAACAAAUGAUAAUUUUAUUAUAUACUCCAUAUCUUUACUUUUUUUGUUAAUAUGCUUCAAAAAAGUUUCUUACUACUACUUCUCAUCAUAAUUCUUUAUUUCCACUCUCUCUCUCUAAAAUGGAAGAACAAUCAACAGCGAUAACAACGGGUGAAAGUUCAUCUUCAAUUAGAAUCGGAAAUGGAAGAUCCAAACACCCCUCUAAUUUCAUUGGUAGACAUCGUUUACAAGCUGAAAUCACUCAUCUACAACACCAAAUCGAAUUCAUCGAGGAAUUGGAUGAACUUGAAUCCAUUGGUGGACCUUCUACUGUUUGUGAUGAGAUAAUUACAGGAGUUGAAACUAUUGCAGACCCUCUUCUUCCAAUGACAAGAGGCCCAGUGGAUGUAAACUGGGAAAGGUGGUUUCGGGGAGGCGGCAGUUCAAGAAGUAACAGGCGUUGGAUUUGAUUUUAUCUGAAAAAAGAAAAAUUCUAACAAUUAUUAUCAUUGUUUUUUGUUAUUGUUUUCUUUUCAAUUCUUAUUUUGUUUUUAAAUUUUUAAAAAAAUUUUAGUAUAAAAUCUUAAUAGGGACGACGCACGGAUAAAAUUAUAUGGAUUGUGCACCGUAUCUGCUUCUUUUAGCUGUACCCGUAUAGGUAUGGAUUUGAUGAGUAAUGAAUGGAUUUAAGUUUGAAAAGUCUUGCCCGCCAUGGGUACUGGGUAUGAGGUCUUACUUGCCUCUUAUCCAUUUGUCCCUCUUAUAUUCACACGCUUCAUAUCUACUUAAAUUUUUUUUUUAAUUACAUUGUACGGUAUAUAAAAUUAUACAAUUAAAUUUGUAAGAAAUUGUAAUUGUGUAUUCCUAUGGAGUUUUAAAUUUAUAAAAAAUUGUAUUUUAAAAAGAUGAAUUAGAGUUGGAAGUGCUUAAUUAUAUGCUUAUUCAUCAUCAUCUUUUGUAAGGGAAUAAAGGGUAAUAAGCAAACGAGA
Molecule: messenger RNA, 997 nt
Organism: Amaranthus tricolor (Joseph's coat)
Lineage: Eukaryota; Viridiplantae; Streptophyta; Magnoliopsida; Caryophyllales; Amaranthaceae
Product: guanine nucleotide-binding protein subunit gamma 1-like
Exons: 4
Coding region: 149-478 (109 amino acids)
Source: RefSeq, a predicted model, not a curated record